AAUAUUAUCCAGCAUGGCUCAGUGAUGACCUACUGUAUCCCUUGAAGUCGAACUGUCUCAGUCAAUCUCGAUUGUUCACAUCAACAUCUCCGACUCUUCGCCAUGUCGCUCAAAAGUUGGCUCUCCAUCGCCGCUGACUGCCAUUUCUCAUUGGCAAACAUACCAUUCGGGAUCAUCAGCACCCAAACAAGACCUACACCGCGACCUGCAAUUGCCAUCGGAGAUUAUGCGCUUGACUUGGACCUCUUCACAGCACAUAAUGGAUUCUCGGCUCUGUCUCUGGUCCAGCCACAUCAACAUGUCUUUUCAGACACGACGCUCAAUGCGUUUGCGGGACUCGGAAGACCGAUGCACGCAGCGGUCAGGAAAUACCUACAGUCGAUCUUCUUGGAGGCAACACCUUUCCCUGAUGUCUUGAAGAACAACAAAUCUGUCCAGGAAGCUUGUCUUGUCCCCCUAAACGACGUGACGAAUCAUGUGCCUAUGCAAAUAGGAGACUAUACAGACUUCUACGCUGGCUUGAAUCAUGCCUUCACUGUAGGUGAGCUCUUUCGCGGAGCGGCAAAUGCUCUGCAGCCCAACUACAAACACCUGCCCGUGGGAUACCAUGGACGAGCCUCGAGUAUCGUGGUGUCCGGAACACCAGUCCGUCGACCUCUUGGCCAGAUUCUGGAAGACCCUUCGGCCGAAGUCAAGAAGCCUAUCCUUACCGCCUGCAGGAAACUUGAUAUCGAGCUUGAGCUUGGAGCGUUCAUCUGCAAGAACAACAACAUGGGCGAGCCAAUACCCAUAGAUGAGGCUGAAGAUUACAUCUUUGGUGUCGUCCUACUCAAUGACUGGUCCGCUCGUGACGUUCAGGCUUGGGAGUACGUACCACUGGGACCCUUCACCGCCAAAAACUUUGCUUCCUCCAUCAGCCCUUGGGUUGUUCUGAGUGAUGCACUCGAGCCAUAUCGCACUUCUGGUCUAGAGAGCGACGUGGAAGUCCUGGAUUACCUUAGAGAGAAGAACGAGAAGACAGUUUACGACAUCAAGCUGGAAAUCGAGCUGAAAACUUCCUCGGGUUCUAGCACCACGAUUUCUCGCACAUCUGGAAAGAAUCUUCUGUUCUCAUUCAAUCAAAUGCUGACUCACCACUCUAUCACUGGUUGUCCUAUGCGAGUAGGCGACCUGCUAGGGUCUGGCACCAUAUCGGGAGUAGAAACAUCCGAGCGCGGCAGCCUUCUAGAGCAAAAUCACAAUAGUAAGACAGUGAUCAAACUUCAGGGGGGUGAGCAACGUGUGUUCCUCGAGGAUGGUGACGAGGUCACCAUACGCGGAGUGUGCAUAGGAGAAGACGGUUCAAUGGUCGGCUUUGGAGAAUGCAAGGGCAAGAUUAUCCCUGCCGUGCAGAUGUAGUUGCGUUUGUUCUUCCACAACUGAAAAUGGAAGACGAUGCUGUAACGCAGACUUCAUAUCGCUGUGCUCGACUUAAGACCUAGCCAACACAAGAGCUCAGCAAGACCUACUUUACUCUUGAACCCUCGAUGAGCUUGAUGCAUAGUAUGAUCUCAAGAAGUAAACGAGAAGGAUUCUGUGCCUUCAAUUAUAAAGCUUUCCUAGAAGCACAAUACACCUCUCGACAACACGGUUCCCUGACCUUUCUCUGAUCUUUAAUUACGAUCGAUAGUGUUUUCAGGUCGAUGGACCUGCAAGCCAAUU
Aureobasidium subglaciale EXF-2481 is the source of this 1701-nucleotide messenger RNA. RefSeq lists its product as uncharacterized. Gene Ontology annotation, molecular function: fumarylacetoacetase activity. The transcript is spliced from 3 exons. The coding region runs from base 103 to 1398 and encodes 431 amino acids. The record is from RefSeq and is a predicted model, not a curated record. NCBI's taxonomy places the organism in Eukaryota, Fungi, Ascomycota, Dothideomycetes, Dothideales, Saccotheciaceae. Gene Ontology annotation, biological process: L-phenylalanine catabolic process; homogentisate catabolic process; L-tyrosine catabolic process.